AUGAAGUGCUUUCUCCCGGUGCUGAGCUGUCUGGCUGUGCUGGGUGUUGUGACAGCACAGCGGCAGGUCGCGGUGCAGGAAGGUCCCCUGUACCGCACGGAGGGCUCCCACAUCACCAUCUGGUGCAACGUGAGCGGCUACCAGGGGGCUUCGGAGCAGAAUUUCCAGUGGUCCAUCUACCUGCCCUCGGCCCCGGAGCGCGAGGUCCAGAUCGUCAGCACCGUGGACCCCUCCUUCCCUUACGCCAUCUACACCCAGCGCGUGCGCAGUGGGAAGAUCUACGUGGAGAGGAUCCAGGGGAACUCGGCCCUGCUGCACAUCACCGACCUCCAGGCCCGGGAUGCCGGCGAGUACGAAUGCUUCACGCCCAACACCGAUGAGCGGUACUUCGGGAGCUACAGCGCCAAGAUGAACCUCGUGGUGAUCCCAGACUCCCUGCAGACCACAGCCGUGCCCCAGACGCUGCACAAGGUGGAGCAGGACCCCCUGGAGCUCACGUGCGAGGUGGCCACCGAGACGGUCCAGCACAGCCACGUGUCUGUGGCCUGGCUCCGGCAGAGAGGCAGCGAAAGGCCCGUGGAGGUCAUUGCCCUGAGCCGAGACUUCGUGCUCCACUCCAGCAGCGAGUACGCCCAGCGGCAGAGCCUGGGGGAGGUGCGGCUGGACAAGCUGGGGAGCAGCACCUUCCGCCUCACCGUCUUCCACCUGCAGCCGUCCGACCAGGGCGAGUUCUACUGCGAGGCCGCCGAGUGGAUCCAGGAUCCCGACGGCUCGUGGUACGCCAUGACCCGGAAGCGCUCCCAGGGCACCGUGGUCACCGUCCAGCCCACAGACAAGGAGUUCACGGUGCGGCUGGAGACGGAGAAGCGCCUGUACACCACGGGCGAGCCGGCCGAGUUCCGCUGCAUCCUGGAGGCGCAGAACAUCCCCGACCGCUACUUCGCCGUCUCCUGGGCCUUCAACAGCUCGCUCAUCGCCAGCAUGGGCCCGAACGCCGUGCCCGUCCUCAACAGCGAGUUCGCCCACCGGGAGGCGAGGGGGCAGCUCAAGGUGGCCAAGGAGGGCGACGGCGUCUUUGUGCUGAAGAUCUUCCACCUCCGCCAGGACGACAGCGGCAAGUACAACUGCCGCGUGACCGAGCGCGAGAAGACCGUCACCGGGGAGUUCAUCGACAAGGACAGCAAGCGCCCCAAGAACAUCCCCAUCAUCGUCCUCCCCAUCACAGAUGACUGGGUAGUUAAAGUCCCCCAGAACCACCAGAUCCUGCCCCAAGGCCACUUGGAGAGCAGCUUCUCCGUGGAGGUGGCCGGCAACGCCAGCGUGGUCCUCGAGGGCGAGCACCUGCGCUUCUCCUGCAGCGUCCGCACGGCGGGCAGGCCCCAGGGCCGCUUCUCCGUCGUCUGGCAGCUCGUGGACAGGCUCAACCGCCGCAGCAACAUCAUGUGGCUGGACCGGGACGGCACCGUGCAGCCCGGCGCGUCCUACUGGGAGCGCAGCAGCUUCGGGGGCGUGCAGAUGGAGCAGGUGCAGCCCAGCUCCUUCAGCCUGGCCAUCUUCCACAGCAGGAAGGAGGACGAGGGCCAGUACGAGUGCCACGUGACUGAGUGGGUGCGGGCCGUGGACGGCGAGUGGCAGGUCGUGGGAGAGCGCUGGGCCAGCACCCCCGUCGCCAUCACGGCUCUCGAAACGGGCUUCGCGGUCACCGCCAUCUCCCGCACGCCGGGGGUCACCUACAGCGACUCCUUCGACCUGCAGUGCAUCAUCAAACCCCACUACCGGGCCCGCGUCCCUGUGUCGGUGACCUGGCGGUUCCAGCCGGUGGGCACCGUUGAGUUCCACGACCUGGUGACCUUCACCCGGGACGGAGGGGUGCAGUGGGGGGACAGGUCCUCCAGCUUCCGCACCCGCACGGCCAUCGAGAAGGUGGAGUCCAGCAACAACGUCCGCCUGAGCAUCAGCCGAGCCAGCGACACGGAGGCGGGCAAGUACCAGUGCGUGGCGGAGCUGUGGCGGCAGAACUACAACAACUCCUGGACGCGGCUGGCCGAGCGGACCUCCAACCUGCUGGAGAUCAGGGUGCUGCAGCCAGUGACCAAGCUGCAGGUGAGCAAGUCCAAGAGGACCCUGACGCUGGUGGAGAACAGGCCCAUCCAGCUGAACUGCUCCGUCAAGUCCCAGACCAGCCAGAACUCCCACUUCGCUGUGCUCUGGUACGUGCACAAGCCCUCGGACGCCGACGGCAAGCUCAUCCUCAAGACCACGCACACCUCCACCUUCGAGUACGGCACCUACGCCGAGGAGGAGGGCCUGAGGCCCAGGCUGCAGUUCGAGAGGCACGCGUCCGGGGGCCUGUUCAGCCUCACCGUCCAGAGGGCCGAGGUCAGCGACAGCGGCAGCUACUACUGCCACGUGGAGGAGUGGCUGCUGAGCCCCAACUUCGCUUGGUACAAGCUGGCGGAGGAGGUUUCGGGGCGCACAGAGGUCACGGUGAAGCAGCCAGACAGCCGCCUGAGGCUCCGCCAGGUGCAGGGGAACCUGUCGGUCCUGGAGACGCGGCAGGUGCAGCUGGAGUGCGUGGUCCUGAACCGCACCAGCCCGGCCUCCCAGCUCGCGGUGGAGUGGUUCGUGUGGAAGCCCAACCACCCGGAGCGGGAGGCCGUGGCCCGCCUGAGCCGCGACGCCACCUUCCGCUACGGGGAGCAGGCGGCCAAGAACAACCUGAAGGGGCGGCUGCACCUGGAGAGCCCGGCCCCGGGCGUGUUCCGGCUCUUCCUGCAGAAUGCCGCCGUGCAGGACAGCGGCACCUACAGCUGCCACGUGGAGGAGUGGCUGCCCAGCCCCGGCGGCCUGUGGUACAAGCGGGCGGAGGACACGGCCGGGCAGACGGCCGUCACAGUCACACGGCCAGAGGCCGCCCUGCAGGUGGACACGGUAGUCCCCAACGCCACGGUGACCGAGAAGGCAGCGUUCCAGCUCGACUGUAGCAUCGUGUCGCGCUCCAGCCAGGACUCCCGCUUUGCGGUGACCUGGUAUUCCCUGAGGACUAAAGCCGGGGGGAACGCGGGCAGCCCCGGCCUGGAAGAACGGGAGGACGAGGACGAGGAAGAGGAGGACGAGGACGAGGACGAGGAGGAGGACCCGACGGCGCGGACGGCCCUGCUGAGUGUGGGCGCUGAUGCUGUGUUCGGCCCCGAGGGCGGCCCCUGGGAGGGCAGGCUUCGCUUCCAGAGGCUGUCCCCCCUGCUCUACAGGCUCACGGUGCUGCAGGCAAGCCCCGGAGACACCGGCAACUACUCCUGCCGCGUGGAGGAGUGGCUGCCCAGCCCCCAGAAGGAGUGGUAUCGGCUGACGGAGGAGGAGUCGGCCCCCAUCAGCGUCCGAGUGCUGGACACUAGCUCCACCCUGCAGUCCGCCAUCUGCUCCAACGACGCGCUGUUCUACUUCGUCUUCUUCUACCCGUUCCCCAUCUUCGGCAUCCUCAUCAUCUCCAUCCUGCUGGUGCGCUUCAGGAGCCGGGGCUCCAGCAAGAACUCGGAGGGGAAGAACGGGGUGCCCCUGCUGUGGAUCAAGGAGCCGCACCUCAACUACUCGCCCACCUGCCUGGAGCCGCCCGUCCUCAGCAUCCACCCGGGAGCCAUAGACUGA
This is a messenger RNA of Pipistrellus nathusii (Nathusius's pipistrelle), 3645 nucleotides long. The record is from the annotation of a GenBank genome assembly. NCBI's taxonomy places the organism in Eukaryota, Metazoa, Chordata, Mammalia, Chiroptera, Vespertilionidae.